AUGACCGCGGCCGUGACUUGGAACUCAAAUUCUUCUACUGGGGCAGAGCAAAUUCAGAUACCCGUCAAGGAAGUCAAAAUACCAGUACCGUGGGGCAACAUUGUCGCAAAACUGUGGGGAAAUGAAAAUAAGCGACCGCUCCUAGCAAUACACGGCUGGCAAGACAACUGUGGGGUAUGGGACCCACUGGCUUCUUUGAUCUCCGAUAAAGUACCGAUUCUCGCUAUUGACAUGCCAGGUCAUGGGUUCUCGUCGUGGCUGCCACCAGGUAUAGUGUAUGACACCUGGGAAAUAGUACGAUGCAUACAAGCAAUUAAGGAAUAUCUUAAGUGGGACAAGGUAUCAAUUUUGGGACACUCAAUGGGCAGUAUAGGGGGCGCACGUUACUGUGGACUAUUUCCUGAAGACGUUGAUAUGGUUAUGUCCGUUGAAAAUUUUGUCUAUGAAGAUAUGGACAUUAAUAUCCGUCUUCAAAUGCAUAUCUUCGGACUGAAAAAGGUCCAACUCAGCAAAUCCUUUGAGCCCACAUCCGAACCACCGGCGUAUACCAUGGAGGAAAUAAUAGAAAAAUGGUAUCUGGGUGCAGACAAAUCGAUUCUUAAAGAAAAUAUUCCGUAUCUGGUAAAACAAGGAGUUAAGCCGUCAACGAAACAUCCGGGAAAGUUUUUUUUCAGCCGAGACAUAAGAGUAAAAUAUGGCUCCUUUACACCUGAGAACAAUGACUACUUAGAGCUGCUCAUGAGACGUGUAAAAUGUCCAGUUUUAUAUUUUAGAGCCAAAGACUCUCACUACAAAUCUCUAUCAAAGGGCUUUCCCUUAAAAGUACAGAAAUUACUACAGGAAAAUAACCCGCACUAUGAAAGCCACCUCGUAGAAGGUACUCACCAUAUUCACAUUAAUAAUGCGGAUAAGUUAGCACCUGUAAUCCUAGAAUUUUUAGCAAAACAUAAUCGAUUUACUUGA
Molecule: messenger RNA, 963 nt
Organism: Leptosia nina
Lineage: Eukaryota; Metazoa; Arthropoda; Insecta; Lepidoptera; Pieridae
Source: the annotation of a GenBank genome assembly